ACUUUCCUCAUCUUCCCAAUGAUUCCCACCUUUUUAAAACAAAAAAAGAGAGUUUGAUUGGGUUUCUUCCUCCUCAGGCGGUGUUGUUUCAGCGGAUUUUAAGCGAUUUCAAGCAACACCCGUUUGAGAUUUAUAGUUAUACGAAACCCCUCUUUGAAGGAUUCUUUCAACCGAUUAUAUAAGUUGAUACCUACAUAAUUUCAUAAUCGGAAUUGGUGCGCGAUUAUACAUCGUUCAAAACCCUAAUCCCUCUUUCUAUCAUUGGGAAUUUAAUAAAUAAAUCAGAGGAAACACAGGAAAGAAUGGUGUCGGCAAAUAGGGAGAUGGUCGUGUAUUGCUUCGAUACCCUGGUGGCGCAUUACAAUGGCGAAGAAGUCCCUCCUCCUGCUUUCGAUGAGGGUCAACACCCAUUGUUUGUGACAUGGAAGAAAGUGGUGAAUGGUUAUGAACCUCGUUUACGUGGAUGCAUAGGGACUCUUGCACCUCGUGGCAUAGUAAAUGGUUUCAAGGAUUAUGCUUUAACAAGUGCUUUGAGGGAUCAUCGAUUCCCUCCCAUACAAGCUAAAGAGUUGCCAUUAUUGCAAUGUACAGUUUCAAUUCUUGCUAAUUAUGAAAAUGCUGCUAAUUAUCUCGAUUGGGAGGUAGGAAAACAUGGUAUAAUUAUCGAGUUUACUGAUCCAGAUUAUAACACAAAGCGAAGUGCCACAUACCUACCUGAAGUGGCAGCUCAAGAAGGUUGGACAAUAAUUGAAGCAAUUGAUUCUUUGAUGAAGAAAGCUGGUUACAAUGGUGCGAUUAAUGACUCAGUGAGGAAUCGUAUUCGACUGACUCGUUAUCAGAGCACGUUGUUCACUAUGCACUACAGUGAUUAUGUUAACUAUGUGAAAACGACAAGGGGUGUUGCACCCUCUGUUGUGGGCCUUAAAGCCCAUUAAGCUCUUCAUCACUUUAAAGUUUAAACUCAAUUGGUUUCCAUAAUAAACUUAUUUUGGUCCUUAGAACAAAAAGUAUGUAUUUAUUUGUGUCCUUCAAGUUAAUGUAAUGAUGUUACUUAUUUAUGUGAA
Messenger RNA from Lactuca sativa (garden lettuce), 1064 nucleotides. RefSeq lists its product as uncharacterized. NCBI's taxonomy places the organism in Eukaryota, Viridiplantae, Streptophyta, Magnoliopsida, Asterales, Asteraceae. The record is from RefSeq and is a predicted model, not a curated record.